Messenger RNA from Striga asiatica, 2299 nucleotides. The record is from the annotation of a GenBank genome assembly. NCBI's taxonomy places the organism in Eukaryota, Viridiplantae, Streptophyta, Magnoliopsida, Lamiales, Orobanchaceae.
CUCUUUUUGUUCUGUUUUUCUUUACUUUUUUUUUUCCCUGACUAUUUUUUUUCCCUUAGGAUGGGUAAAUAGAAUUUUGAUGAGGGAAAUAGAAGAAAAGUUUUGAUCUUUGUCUUGAUUUGAGACAGUGGUUCAUGUAUGGAGUGGUGAAACAAUGAGAGAUGGCAACUCAAAGAAAAGCAAGUUUUCAUGGCCCAAAGCACUUGUCAAGAAAUGGCUCAACAUCAAGGGCAAAAGUGAGGAUUAUCAUGCUGAUGACAUCAUCUACCAAUAUGUUGAUGAAGAAUGGAGCAAUUUUUCAGAGAAGGAAGUUAUCACUAUCAAGAAAAGCAAAACAGAGAAACCAUGUAGACGAAUUUUGGAUCGUGCCCGACGAAGUAAGAUCGAUUUCGAAGCCUCCCGGAUUACGGAUGUGCAAAACUAUAGAAUCUUUGUAGCAACAUGGAAUGUGGCCGGAAAAUCGCCCCCUAAUUAUCUAAAUCUCGAAGAAUGGCUCCACACUUCGCCUCCAGCCGACAUCUAUGUCCUCGGGUUUCAAGAAAUUGUCCCUCUUAAUGCCGGUAAUGUCCUCGGCACAGAAGACAAUGGCCCGGCUCGAAAAUGGCUAUCCCUUAUCCGUAAAACUCUAAACAGCUUGCCCGGUAAUAGUGAAAAUUACCGUACACCGUCCCCAGCCCCUAACCCAAUUGUUGAGCUCGAUGACGAUUUCGAAAACUCGAGCAGAGAAAAUCCUCUGUCGUCCUUUUUCCAUCGUCGAUCUUUCCAGUCUUUGAGCCGCAGCAUGAGGAUGAUGAUGACGAUGGAAAAUGACGUUUCUACCCCUCAGCCGAGGCUCGACCGCCGGUUUAGUGUCUGUGAUCGAGUUAUAUAUGACCAUAGACCGAGUGAUUGCUAUUAUGGGUCAUCUGAUGACGAAAUUGGGCCGGGAGACUACUCGCCAUAUGCUCAGCAUUAUUAUAACUCUCCCGUCACGUAUAAUAAUAAUAAUAACAAUAAUAAUAAUAAUAAUGUGUUCGUGGAGGAUGGAGAUAAUAGAAAUUUGAGAUACUGCUUAGUUGCUAGCAAGCAAAUGGUGGGAAUUUUUCUUACUGUGUGGAUAAAGAGCGAUUUGAGAGAUGCCGUGGGGAAUUUGAAGGAUGGAGACGAGUUGAGGAGAAACUCGGACGUGAUGCAGAUUUUGCGAAAAACGAGGUUUCCACGUGUUCUUCACGACAUGGGGGAUGAGAAUAGCCCACAAACGAUACUCGAGCAUGAUCGAAUCAUAUGGCUCGGGGACUUAAAUUACCGGAUUGCCCUCUCUUACCGAUGUGCAAAAGCUCUUGUCGAGAUGCGCAACUGGCGAGCUUUGUUGGAAAAUGACCAGCUUUGUGUAGAACAGAGACAUGGAAGGGUCUUUACCGGGUGGAAUGAAGGGAGAAUAUAUUUUCCUCCUACGUACAAAUAUUCGAAUAAUUCAGACAGAUAUGCCGGCGAAAACAUGCACCCGAAAGAGAAAAGAAGAACUCCUGCAUGGUGUGAUCGUAUAUUAUGGUACGGUGAAGGCCUUCAUCAACUAUCGUAUGUUCGUGGAGAAUCGAGAUUUUCAGAUCAUAGGCCCGUUUAUAGCAUAUUUUUGGCUGAAGUCGAGUCUUUUAGUCGUAAUCGGAUCAAGAAAAGCACGAGCUAUUUGAGCUCGAGGAUCGAGGUCGAGGAGUUGCUGCCUUAUUAUGCAUACGAACAUUCUCAACCGAAUUAUUUCUAAGAAUUCACAUUUUAAUCACUCAUCGGUUUUUGGAUUACGUAUUCGAAAUUAUGAUGGCUCAGAUGAUUAAGCAUUGGCUUUGACAUUGCAGAUGAAGUAGAGGCGAACAAGACAGUUGAUUUUUCGGCAUAUUGAUUGGCAUUUUGGCCUAAGAUAUAGUUGCUAAGCUAUUUCAAGUUUUCGACAAAUUAGGCAUCAAGAGAAUGAGUUAAUUAGAAGAUACGAAUGCUCAAAUCUUCAGGGACUUAUGGGGAAUUUGUUUUCAUUAUUUUUGUAACUAAUAAAUGGUGAAUGGUCAUUUCAAAGAUUGAGAAUUUUGUAACUGCAUUAUUAGGAGGUUGUGAACCUGCAAAUGUAAAUAAUCUUGUGUAUUUUUUGAAUAUUUUGCUGAUUUUGAAGCAAUAUUUUUUCAUGCGUGGUGAAUAUUAUUAUUUUGUAUUGUCCCUUUUGUUCAUUUCAUCUGCAACUUCUUCUUUCUUUCUUGUGGGUUUACUAAAAAUAUUUCUUGUAACAGAAUAAACAAGGCCAUGUGGCAGUAAUUUCAUUUGUCACUAUACA